Molecule: messenger RNA, 1134 nt
Organism: Linum tenue
Lineage: Eukaryota; Viridiplantae; Streptophyta; Magnoliopsida; Malpighiales; Linaceae
Source: the annotation of a GenBank genome assembly
AAAUGACGGCAAUUCUUGAAGCCCGGAUCGAGAAAGAAAAGACGCACUUAGCUUAAAAAUCACUCCAGAUUGGGGAAAAAAUCGGGUAGAAACUAGAACGAGUAAAAAUUUACAAAUAAAAAACGUCGAGCGCUUCCUCUGUAACCACAGCUCUCGCACUUGAAUCCCCACAUCUAUGGCGCUUUCUUCCUUUCGCGACGCUUGCCCUACUGUAAAGAACAUUCUUUUGCUGGAUUCGGAAGGCAAGCGUGUUGCUGUCAAGUACUAUUCCGAUGACUGGCCGACGAAUAACUCCAAGUUAGCCUUUGAGAAAGCUCUCUUUACAAAAACCAUGAAGACUAAUGCUCGGACUGAAGCGGAGAUCACAAUGUUUGACAACUACAUCAUUGUGUAUAAGUUCAUCCAGGAUCUCCACUUCUUUGUGACCGGAGGGGAUGAUGAAAAUGAACUUAUAUUGGCGGCGGUGCUUCAAGGUUUCUUUGAUUCUGUUGCUCUUCUCCUGAGGAACAAUGUUGACAAGAGGGAGGCACUUGAGAACUUGGAUCUCAUCUUCUUAUGCCUUGAUGAGAUUGUUGAAAGAGGUAUGAUAUUGGAGACGGAUGCCAAUGUCAUUGCCGGGAAGGUGGCCGUCAAUAGCAUGGACCCUGCUGCACCAUUGUCUGAGCAGACCAUCUCUCAAGCAUUGGCCACAGCUCGGGAGCAUUUGACUAGAACCCUCUUCCAGUGAGGAAAAUCAGCAAGAGGCGGCGCUGUAGAAAAGAUCCUCAUUCCCAUUCCUUAGUGCUCAAUUGUUGAGAUUUUUGGAGAGGUUUUAUUUAGUUCAUUCGCAUGAUCUUUUUUUUGCCUUCCGAGCUUGCAAGAUUUUACCAGUUUGUGGCUUGUCAUUGCACUUAUACUUUAAACUGUGAUUUUACUGUUGUCGACCCUAAUAUCUUCAUAAUUUGUGGUUGACAGAAAUGCCCGAGUUGUCGAUCCCCUGUGAUGGCCAGCUCUUCCAUCAACAAACGGAUUCUUGUACUUUUUCCAUUCUGACUAGGAUAUUGGGCCUGUGCCCAAUAUAAAUAGCAGCCAAACGUAACUACGCCUAAUUGCAUGCUCAAUAGAUUUCGAUUAGGAGAACCCAAAAGAAUUAAG